CCCUGUGAACCAUUUCGUGAAGAGUCACCCUGUUUACCGCGAGAUGUGUUUAAUUUUUUAGUUUUUUAUGUUUUAAAACAUAUAAAUAAGAAUGAACUCAUCAAAUCUCAAUUUAAAUGGGCAUAUGUGAUUUCACCAUGGACUUGGAAAACAACAACAACACGCAGUUAACCGGCAAAAAGCCGGAAAAAUUUGCGGGAAAGCGAAAAUCUGUAAUUACAGCAGAAGACAAGGGUGGUGAAAACAAAAGACUGAAAACGGAGGAUCCCACUGUGGAGGCCACGUCGCGUCCGCCACCGCAGAGCCCCAAGAAGCGCCUUCAACUGAAUGGAAAGCCCAAGCACAACAAAGAUCUUAACUUUACUUAUGGCAACUAUAAGCAUUACUAUGGCAAGAGGAUACUGGACAAGGACUUCCGGGAUAUCCGCCUGGACGUGCUUGGCACCCAGCCGGAUCUGUUCCGGGGCAAGCAGCUCCUGGACAUUGGCUGCAACUCCGGGCACCUGUCAAUCCAGAUUGCCAAGACCUUCGAGGCCAAAAGCCUAGUGGGGCUGGACAUAGAUCGUGGCCUGGUCAAGGAUGCCCAAAACACCAUCAGCCACCUGAAGCGAGAGGCAGGUCCUGGACAGGGCUUUCCCCACAACAUGAGAUUCAUGCAUGGCAACUAUGUUCUGGAGGACGACGUGCUGCUAGAGAUUGAGCGUCCGCAGUUCGAUGUAAUACUCUGCCUGUCUGUCACCAAGUGGAUCCACCUUAAUUUCUGUGAUUCCGGCCUGAAGCAGGCCUUCCGCCGCAUGUACCUGCAGCUGCGCCCGGGCGGCCAGCUCGUCCUGGAGCCUCAGUCAUUUGACGGCUACAAGAGGCGCAAGAAGCUAUCGGAACAAAUUAGAGAGAACUACAAUUCCAUAAAAUUCCGACCUGAGCAAUUCACCGAAUAUCUACUUGGCCCAGAAGUAGGCUUUGACAAAAUGGAACUCAUGGGCACACCAGAGCACUGUGAAGCCGGAUUCAAACGACCUAUUCAGAUCUUUACAAAGAAAUAGUACUACAACAAAAAAUUGAUAACAUUCUAUCAAGUGGUCAUAAAAACUUUAAUAAACAUACCCACGAGGGUAGGAAAGCUCAAGAUGGAAUCAGAA
Messenger RNA from Drosophila subpulchrella, 1139 nucleotides. Its product is annotated as probable RNA methyltransferase CG1239. Gene Ontology annotation, biological process: snRNA modification. NCBI's taxonomy places the organism in Eukaryota, Metazoa, Arthropoda, Insecta, Diptera, Drosophilidae. Bases 117 to 1043 code for a protein of 308 amino acids. Gene Ontology annotation, molecular function: RNA methyltransferase activity; snRNA binding; O-methyltransferase activity. The transcript is spliced from 3 exons. The record is from RefSeq and is a predicted model, not a curated record.